Messenger RNA from Trichoderma gamsii, 2688 nucleotides. RefSeq lists its product as hypothetical. The coding region runs from base 1 to 2688 and encodes 895 amino acids. The transcript has 2 exons. The record is from RefSeq and is a predicted model, not a curated record. NCBI's taxonomy places the organism in Eukaryota, Fungi, Ascomycota, Sordariomycetes, Hypocreales, Hypocreaceae.
AUGGUCGUCGUAACUCUCGUAGAGGAUGACCAAAGCAUGCAUUUUCCUCGCUUUGUAAGGGGUCACGGCAGCUUGUCAGUUUCUUCGACUCUGACUCUGCAUUCGCGGCAUAACAACAUACUCGGGCGUAGAAUCAAGCGUCUUUCAUGCGGCGACUUUGAAAACUCCGAAGCUGUUGCUGAUUACAAGCCGUAUGGGCGAGUUGCUCAGCCUCAAUCACAUCUUCUCUUUUUGCUCCACGCAAAGAAGCUCGUCAAGCGUCGCGGCCUCAAAUUACAGCCAUCAAUUAUGGAUAGCAAUCGCUUACAACCGUCUCUGAAGCCUCAGGUCGGCACCUCAAGACGGAAACUCUUCGUCUACAAGCCCCUGGGUGACAACCACAGCGUUCGCUUUCUUGUCCUCCAGCCAGGAUCCGGCUCAGAUCCCUUGGUGGGGAGCCUCCAAACCAGAAGCCUGGCCUCAGCGGACAUUGAGCAACUUCCCCCCUACGAAGCCAUAUCGUACGUCUGGGGCUCCGGCAGCCGGCAGUACGAGCUCACUUGCGAUGGCGCCGUCCUGCCUCUCACGCAGAGCAUAUACGAUGCGCUGAAUCGGGUGCGGCUGCCGGACCAGCCGCGGCGGCUGUGGGCUGACCAGGUCUGCAUCAACCAGGACGAUAUCCCUGAACGCAGUCAGCAGGUGAAGCUCAUGAAUCUGGUGUAUAGAAAUGCGAAGAGAGUCCUUGUGUGGCUGGGAAGAGAUCCCGAUGGCGUUGCUGAAGAGGCGGGACAGACGAUCCGCCAUCUUGACGGCGUGUUUAGAGAUGAAAAGGCUCAUGAGGAGUUUAAGCUCGCUCAUGAGGAAAAUCUGGCGCUGCAGAGCUCUGAGCCCUGGGUGCCUCUGGCAAAACUGACAAAGCUGCCCUGGUUUCAAAGAAUAUGGAUCGUCCAAGAGAUUGGAACAGAUGCCCCUGCAACGCUGUACUGGGGCGACACAGAGAUAGAUUGGGACACAUUAUCCCACGUCGCAGCCAUCCUCAACGAGAGAUACUACCACCUCCGCACCCGGUUCCUCCUCAACACCUCCAGCAUCCGCUACCUGCACAAACGCUUCGUCGAGCCAGACACCGAAUACGACCAGGACCACAACCGCGGCAACUUUGCUUACGAGCUCCACCGAGCCAGACAUCUGCUCGGAAACGACCCCCGCGACCACAUCUACGCCUUCCUGGGCCACUACUCCAUCAGCAAAGCCGGCAAGGAGCUGCAGGGCCUCACAGUGGACUACUCCAAGAGCGUCAGGGACAUCUACAUCGACGUUGCCGUACGCGCUCUGCGCGGCGCCAAAGACCUCGUCGCCCUCUCCGCCGCGCACCACGGCAAGCCGCUCACGAAGCGGCAAGCAUCGUGGGCCAACGGAAAUCUAGAUCUCCCGUCCUGGGCUCCGGACUGGCGCCAUCUGCCGAUUCACAUCCUCGGCUCGCCGACGGUGCCGCAUCGCGCGUCGGGGGACACGAAGCCGGACCUGACCAUUGACGAAGAGUCGCGCGUGAUGCGCAUUCGCGGCGUGAGGGUCGAUGUCGUGGAGAGGCUUUCGUGGACCAUCUACGGGACGGCGUUUCAGGUGAGGCCUGAGAAGAGGCAAGGCGGGAGGAGGAAGAGGAAUUGGGGAGGCAGCAAUGGCAGUAAUGAGAUGGGCGAGGGGGAACGCGACGAGGAGGGAUCUGCUGAGCCUACUCAGGGGAUUGACGCAACAACACGCGCUCCAAGCAGGAAUAAUGACCGUCGUCGCGGUUCAGACAGCACCCAGCAGCAAUAUGGACGUCCAAUGCCUCAACGAAGAUGGACGCAGCUCGAGCAGAACAACGGUCCUCGCACGCACGUCAUGGAGGUUCUAUGGAGGCGCAUCUGCGGCUACCGGACAUUCAACCUCAAUCUCGUAUACCCCCCUUUCCUCAACAAGACCCCCUCCCCAGCAACAGGAGGAACGGCACCUUUCAAACCCCCAUCUUCAUCCCCUUCAUCAUCCGAAGAUCAUCGCAGAUCCGCCUUCUUCGCCUUCAUCCAGACCCUCACCAACGCCUGCACGGGCAUCGAUCGCUCGCGCCCCUACUCAUCCAUCCCCUCCGAAGAAUGGCUCACCAGCGCAGCAGCUUAUCUCGUCCGCUACGCCGUUCCACCCUCUUCUUCUUCUUCUUCUUCUUCUUCUUCUCCAUCAUCCACGCUAUCGCCAUCUCAAACGUUCCCCGUAUCCUCCCCGUCCCCAUUCAGAUCCAUCAGCAGUCCCGACGGCAGCACAACCACCAUGUCAUCCUUUUACGAGCGCGCAAACUCCAUGUCAUCCUCCUCCUCCCCCUCCUCCCGCAAACCAACCCCCGUCCACGCCGCCAUCCACGCCCUCUCCCUCACCGGCGACCCCUUCAAAUGGAGCCACGAGGCCGUCCUGGUUACGCGCUACCGCCGCUUCGCAGUCACCCGCAGGGGAUACUUUGUGCUUGGACCCGACGCGCUGCAGGCGGGCGACGUGGUGGCUGUGCUGCGCGGCGGCAAGGUACCCUUUGUGCUGAGGAAGGUCAGUGUUGGUGGUGGUGGUGAUGGUGACAGUGAAGAGAGGUGGGUGCUUGUUGGAGAGUGUUAUGUGCAUGGGCUGAUGGAUGGGGAGGGGUGGGAUGUUGAAGGGGUGGAGGAGGAAGUGUUUGCGAUACAAUGA